CUGGGUUCAGAACGCUCUUCCCAGUAUGCUCUGCUUCAGACGAAACCAGUCCCGCGCCAAGCGCGCGGUCUGAGAGCUUUUCCCAAAGUUCUUUGCGCGGCACCUGGCGACAAAAUGGCUGCCCGAGGGAGACGGGCGGAGCCUCCGGGUCGGGAGGCGCCCGGCCCGGCGGGCGGCGGCAGGAGCCGAUGGGCUGAGUUGGGACCAGGAACGUCACCCGAGAGUGGGGAUGACGAGGUGUCCGGCUCAAGUCCGGUGUCCGGCGGUGUGAACUUGUUUGCCAACGACGGCAGCUUCCUGGAGCUGUUCAAGCGGAAGAUGGAGGAGGAGCAGCGGCAGCGGCAGGAGGAGCCACCCCCGGGCCCGCAGCGACCCGACCCACCGGCCUCCGCCGCGGCGGGCCCAGGGAAUCCGAAGAGGAAGGGCGGCCCAGGCCCCACGCUCAGCUUCGUGGGCAAGCGCAGAGGCGGGAACAAACUAGCCCUCAAGACGGGAAUAGUAGCCAAGAAGCAGAAGACGGAGGAUGAGGUAUUAACAAGUAAAGGUGACGCAUGGGCCAAAUACAUGGCAGAAGUGAAAAAGUACAAAGCCCACCAGUGCGGUGAUGAUGAUAAAACUCGGCCCCUGGUGAAAUGACCCCUCCCAGGUGCUCACUCCCUGGGACUCUCUGCGAUGUACAUAACUAUUUAAUGCGGUUACGGCAGCGGCCUUCCUGGAGGACUGAUACACAGAAGGAAACCAAGGCGCUUCCUGUGGCCGCGGACCGUUCUCCAGGACUCUUUUUUUUACCUUGAGCACUUGCCUCCUGAGACUUACUAGACCAGUGGUUUACUCUUCCCUUUCUUUCCACCACCUUGCUUUCUCUGGCUCUGUCUGUCUCUUCUUGCUGUCUCUCUCCUUUAGCAGUCACUUCUGAGAAGUAAAGAACCUGACUUAGUGCUGGA
This is a messenger RNA of Acomys russatus (golden spiny mouse), 944 nucleotides long. It is a transcript of the gene Trir, whose product is annotated as telomerase RNA component interacting RNase. Lineage: Eukaryota; Metazoa; Chordata; Mammalia; Rodentia; Muridae. The record is from RefSeq and is a predicted model, not a curated record. The transcript is spliced from 3 exons. Bases 115 to 636 code for a protein of 173 amino acids. Gene Ontology annotation, molecular function: 3'-5' exonuclease activity; 5'-3' exonuclease activity.